GGACGGGCAGAGGGACGGGCAGGCUCCUGGAGGAGAAGAUGCUGCCGGAGAACAACGCCUGCAUCUGAGCGCACCGAGGACCAGCCCAGCCGACGAGGAGGUGCGGAACCGACCCAUCCUCCUCCUCCUCCUCCACCCUAAAAAAAAAAAGAAAAAAAAAAGAAAAAAAAGCACAUAUAAAGAACAGGAAGAAGAUCACAUGUUAUAAUAAUCCCCUCUGCAGCCAGACAGGACCAGAGAGGCGAACUGCCCGCUCAGGACCGAGGGAUGUGCUAGAGGCAGAGAGGAAACUUGAGGCUAACUCCCAGCCUCGGAGGGAGGGAACCCCAACCCUGAGCCUCGCUGCAGCAGGAGGGAGGCAGGAGCUGCCCUCCAGCCCCUUUUUUUCCCCGCACCUGAGCGCAGUCCCUGCACCAGGCUCCCUCCAGCAACCCCGACCCCGACCAGGGGUCGCCCCGGCCCCGGCGAGCCCCCCCCCCCCCCCCCCCCCCCCCGCUUUGGGGUUUUGCUCUUAGCCCCUGGCGCUCGCUGUGGGAUCAGUGGCUUCCGUGCCAGCGGAGGGAGGAGGGCUAGGAAAUAAAAUCAAGCAACCCAAACUGAAAAGAGAGAAGAGCCAGGAAAGCACUUGCUUCUCAUCAGCUCUCAGCGAAAAAAGCCAACUCUCUUCUUAUGACCCUCUGCUGCAGGGAGCAAAGGGGAAGCGGGUUUGGGGGCAGAGCUCCCACCCAAGCGGGGUUCCCGCAGCCGAGACCCCAUCGCCACCCCGGCUAGCUGCGGGGGCUGCCAGGGGGGUAGGGAAGGUUGCCAGGGGGAAGGAAACCAAAAGGAAGCUCCAGCAAAAGCAAGGAGCAGAAAGGAAAGUUUUGGACUAGCAUCCACAAGAGAGCGGACCGAAGAGAGCUCCCCGCGUCGCACCAGCCCUCGAUGGUGCAUUCAGGGGGCUGCAGCAGGGAUGUGAACAUCCCCGGCCCGCUGCAUGGAGAGGGGUGAAGACACGGAAAACCCUUGUUAUUUAUUUAUUUAUUGGAAGCGAUGUACGGGUGACACCCAGAAGGCAUCUGAGCCCUGAAAGAGGAAAAAAAAAAAAAAAGAAAGAAAGAAAGAAAGAAAAAAAAGCCUCCAGACCCAAAGGAAAACAAGAAGAAUGAGAUGAGACAGCAGCCUUGACCCCUGCACUAAGAGGAAGGUGAGAAGAAAGAAAGAAAAUACAGAAAAGCCAUGCAAGUACCAAACCUGUAGAUUACUGCAGCUCUUUUUUGCUUCACCGAGGACAGAUAUUUUACUGACAGCCAUGAAGCAUAAAGGCAUCGUGCUGAUUGUGUUCUUGGAAUAUUUUAUUUCUGGCCAUGGAGGAGCAGAUCCCGUGAGGCUACAAGCUUUCCGCUGUAAUGGCCGUUCUUGCAACCCUCCAGUGGGAAACCUUGCAAGAGGGAGGACACCAGUCACCCUCACCACGUGUGGGCAGAACAGCACAGAACUGUACUGCUUCUACCCAGACCAAAAUCUCCUCCACCCGCCCUCCCAUGGCUGUGGGCAGCCUCGCUGCACCAAAUGCAAUGCCAACCAGCCUGAUAACUCCCAUCUCCCUGCUGACAUGACAGAUGAUUUCUUCGCAAAUCCAGUCUCCUGGUGGCAGUCUGCCCAAGGGGUACACAGGGAAGAAAUCAGGCUGGACUUCGAAACGGAGUUCUACCUGACCCACGUCAUCGCUGUGUUCAAGUCCCCACGCCCAGCUGCGAUGGUACUGGAAAGAUCCCAGGACUACGGGCAGACUUGGAGGCCCUACAAGUAUUUCUCUGUCAACUGUACAGCAACUUUUGGGCUCCAGGAUGAUCUCACUGAGGAGGGCUCCAUGUGUACUUCCAGAUAUUCAGAUGCAGUGCCCUGCACCAGAGGAGAGGUGAUUUAUCGUGCCUUAACUCUGGCUAACAAGAUUGAAGACCCCUACAGCCCUGAGGCUCAAGAUCUCCUGAAACUCACCAACCUCCGCCUCCUUUUGUUAAAAAGACAGGAAUGUCCAUGCCACGGUUCAGGAUUGGUAGAGAAACCUCAGAGGUUUGCCCACUACGCUAUUUAUGACCUGAUCAUCCGAGGAAGCUGCUUUUGCAAUGGGCAUGCGGAGGAAUGUGAGCUUGCCAACCAGACAGGAGACAUGGAGAAUGUGGUCCAUGGGAAGUGUGUGUGCAGACACAACACAGCAGGGGACCACUGUGAGAAAUGUGCACCGCUAUACAAUGAUCAGCCUUGGAAGCCAGGAGAUGGAAAAACAGGGGCACCAAAUGAAUGCAGAAAGUGUCGCUGUCACAACCAUGCUGACAGCUGCCAUUUUGAUCUGAGUGUUUGGCUGGCAUCAGGAAAACGCAGUGGUGGAGUCUGUGACAACUGCAAGCAUAACACAGAGGGACAUCGGUGUCAAAGGUGCAAACCAGGGUAUUACCGAGAUAAAGGGAAACCCAUGUCUUCAACAGAAGUCUGCAAACCUUGCUCCUGCCAGCCAAUGGGUUCAGCCAACGCAACUUUCAGCAGAAGCUGGCGAUGCCACCCCAAGACGGGAUUCUGCUACUGCAAGCCAGGUGUGGCGGGCCCCAACUGCGAUAGAUGCCUCAUGGGCUACUGGGGCUUUGGAGAGAAUGGCUGUCGUCCUUGUGACUGUGCCAGAGACUGCGACCAGCAUACUGGAAACUGUUUCAAUGGCUACGACAAUGAGCCAUUCUUUAAUAUCCCCAUUGGAGGACAAAUCCCUGACCUUGUGCAAACUCCAAGUAAUGAGAGUGAGGAUGAGUGGAAGUGGAACGACCACGAGCAAGGAUUCUCUGCCCUGAGGCACCCAGAAAAGUGUGUGUGCAAAGAGAAGGUGCUUGGAAGUGUCACUGACUUCUGCCAAAUGAAAUAUGCUUAUGUGAUAAAAGCAAGAAUCCUAUCAGCUCACGACAAAGGGACGCAUGCAGAAGUUGUUGUGAAAGUGAAGAAGAUCCUGAAAUCAGGCAAAGUGAAAAUUGCUCGGAGCAACAGAAGCAUUUACCCCGAAUCCUGGACCAACAGGGGAUGUACCUGUCCCAUUCUCAAUCCUGGUACUGACUAUCUUAUAGCAGGCCAGGAAGACUCUAGGACCAGCAAACUUCUUGUGAACAUGAACAGCUUGGUAAAACCCUGGAAAGCACAUUUGGGAAAACAAGUAGCAGAUAUUCUUCGAACUGGGUGCAAGUAAUUUCUGCUUCGAAACUUACAGUGAUGAACUUUGCCUUUUAAUAACACUGCAGUGAAAGGUUUAGUUAGUUUGUAUGUUUCCAUUCAUUGUGCUCCUAGCUGAAGUGAUGAAGGCAGGCUCACCACCCUUUCUCCUUUCAUUUCCCUAGACAGAAAACUUUGGGAUGUGACUUUUUUUUUUUUUUUUUUUUUCCAGCAAUGCACAGCCUUAUCACACAAAAUGAACUAGUGCAUCAUACAUAGGUUGCAAGUCAGUUUUUAAUUUGAGCCUGAUUCCAUGUAUUCAGAGUAUCAUUUUACAAGGCCAAACUGAAGCUAUGGAUCAGUGUUUCCGUACUUCAAGUCAGAGCCUGAUAUUAGCAUGUAUAAGCUGCUUGCAUAUUGCAUUCAUUACCGGGGUGUAGUUUUCUUUAUAUAAGUGACCACUAACAGGCAGCAAUUUAUUUCAGCUUUACAAGGGGCAUAAUACUAGACAAGUAUGUCAAACAAAAAUAUCUGAGCUCUUUUAGGUAAUUAUUAUUUACCAUCAAACUGUUGUUAUGCCAGUAUAACAUGCUGCUUUCUAGAGGACAAUAUUAUCACACUGCGGAACAGAAACUAACAUGGGACUUAGAUCGGACAAGGCUCUAUAGACUGCUGUCAUCAGUUCUUAGUGAUGAGGCCUGCUGCAAAAAGUAACUUGAUUCCAAAUCCAACUCUUGCUCUCCAAGGUCAUUUUGCUCUUUCUUGUAGUACUUGAGUCUGUACCACCACACAACGGUUUCCCGAUGAUUACCACCAAAAAGCCUUAUGCUAGGAAAGAGCCAAAUCAAGCAAAGAACGUCAGCUGCUCUGCUGUUGAAUUUGUAAUUCUACAAAAGCUACAGAAGUAGGCAGAGGUAAAUGGGUUGGCUGGACUGCAUUUUAGAUGAGGUAGCUAUGAGAGAGAUGUGGUACUGUGAGAGCAACCUGACUAUUUGAGCUGUGCUCAAGACCACUGCCAUUUGAUUUGCACUUAGCGCUUUCAUUCUGCUUUAUUUCUCUUGGUCAUACUUGAGGUUAAGAGCUAAACUUAGGCUGCCUUCCCAUCACACCUGAGGAUUGUUUCUCCCCACAGAAAUACAGGAGAGGUUAUUGCCUGCACUCUAGGUAGUAGUUUUGUUCUGCAAAAGCAUUCUUUCUAAAUCUGUUUCACCCUUCUCCAUAGGAAAGGAGAGGUAGCUAUUUAAAUUGUUCCCUAACAAAGCAUUUUGAGGAAAGUGUAGUUCUAGACUCUGUCCCUGGAACAGCGGACUCAUGAGCAAAUGAAGCUCAUUGGAAUGCCUUCCCUCGUUAAGUAAAGCAGAAAUUACAAUGGAUUGGUCUAUACUUUCAGGUGGUUACAAGUGACACUUCUGCAUAUUUCUGCUCCAUGUCUACGACUUGAGCUCUCAAGAAAGAGGAGAUAUCUUAAUUUAGCACACUCUGACUGGUACAUGGAGUAUCUAGGAAAACCUUAAGCUAAUGCACAAGUAUGCCUGUUCCAGGCUACAUUCAGGCCAUCAGUUUGUUCUCUUUAUCACUGAGAACCUGAAAAAAUCAGCUUCAUUUAUUCCAUUUGUCACUGUUUUCCUUUUAACUUUGUAUUGGUUGAAGAGCUGAAAAAUCUUCAGGUCAUUUGGAAAUGGAUGACAGGCAGAUAUUUAUAAAACGAAAGCACUGCUUUUCUCCCAACUGUGCGUAGUGUUUCCUCCCCCUUCCUUUUCAAGUGCUCCCCUUCUCCAUUGCCAUUGAUUUUCCUCUUCCCUUCUAUUUAUUUGUUGUUGCUAAAGUGAUAUCCAACUAUAUGGCAUCUCCAACAAGCCAUUUAAUUAAUGCAAUAAAACACAUUUUAACAAGAA
Oxyura jamaicensis (ruddy duck) is the source of this 5066-nucleotide messenger RNA. RefSeq names its product netrin-4-like. Gene Ontology annotation, cellular component: laminin trimer. The record is from RefSeq and is a predicted model, not a curated record. Lineage: Eukaryota; Metazoa; Chordata; Aves; Anseriformes; Anatidae. Bases 1292 to 3208 code for a protein of 638 amino acids. Gene Ontology annotation, biological process: cell migration; substrate adhesion-dependent cell spreading; basement membrane assembly. The transcript is spliced from 10 exons. Gene Ontology annotation, molecular function: protein binding.